AUUAUUAUCAUCAGAGCUUUUGUUACCAAUUUUAAGCUCUGUGUUUUCGAUCAUUGGCCCAACCCCACAAAGAAAACCAUACCUAGAAAAAGCUAUCUGGGUUUCGUUUGUUAAUAUUUGAACUACUGAGCACGCGAUCGAUCAAAAAGCUGCAAUCUGUUUCCAAAAUUUCAUCAUUUUUCUUCUCAGUCAAAUCCCAAAGGAACAAGGUUGGAAUUAGUGUUUCCCUACAAAAUCAGAAUCUGGGUCGAUGGCUAAUCUCUAUGUCAAGGCUGUACCUCCGGCGGAUCUGAAUAGGAACACAGAAUGGUUUAUGUAUCCCGGUGUUUGGACAACCUAUAUUCUCAUUCUCUUCUUCGCUUGGCUUCUUGUCCUCUCUGUAUUUGGCUGCUCUCCUGGCAUGGCUUGGACCGUCGUCAAUCUAUCUCAUUUUGCUGUCACUUACCACUUCUUCCAUUGGAAGAAAGGGACACCAUUUGCUGAAGACCAGGGUAUCUACAACAGGUUGACGUGGUGGGAGCAGAUUGAUAACGGAAAGCAGCUUACGCGCAACAGAAAAUUCUUGACUGUUGUUCCCGUGGUGCUGUACUUGAUAGCCUCGCACACAACUGACUAUCAACAUCCCAUGUUAUUUCUCAACACUCUUGCAGUAAUUGUACUAGUUAUUGCAAAGUUUCCUCAUAUGCACAAAGUACGUAUCUUCGGAAUCAAUGCCGACAAGUGAAGCUCACAUCAAGAGAUUUUCGGUUCGACUUGCCAAAAAGCUUCUCGUCCUUCUUGCAAUCUGGUAAAAUGUUAUAUUCCUGUAUAGUAGUUGGGACUGGAAGGAUACUGAAAAAUUUGUAGUCUUUUUCUUUUUUUUUUUUUUUUUUUUUUUUUUUUUUUUUUU
This is a messenger RNA of Benincasa hispida (wax gourd), 889 nucleotides long. The record is from RefSeq and is a predicted model, not a curated record. NCBI's taxonomy places the organism in Eukaryota, Viridiplantae, Streptophyta, Magnoliopsida, Cucurbitales, Cucurbitaceae.